AUGGGGCAGUCUCCCCUGGCCCUGCUGCGUCUCCUCGUGGUGCUGAGCGGGUCCCGGUCCAGCCUGAGCCUGGAUCUGAUCCCCUACACGCCUCAGGUCACAGCCUGGGACAUGGAAGGCAAGGUCACCGCCUCCACCUUCUCCCUGGAGCAGCCCCGCUGUGUCCUCAACGGGCAUGCCAGCACCACUGACACCGUUUGGCUCGUGGUGGCCUUCAGCAACGCCUCCAGGGGCUUCCAGAACCCAAAGACGUCGGCCGAGAUCCCGGCCUCCCCACAGCUGCUGACCGAGGGCGCCUACAUGACCCUGCCCCUGUCCCUGGAGCAGCUGCCCUGCGCGGACGCCGUGGGAGGCCGUGGAGGCGUCCCCCUGCUGCGGGUGGGCAAUGACUACGGCUGCCAGCAGCAGCCCUACUGCAACGCGCCCCUCCCCGGCCCCGGACCUUACCGUGUGAAAUUCCUCCUGAUGGACGCUAGAGGCUCAUCCAAGGCGGAGACCAAGUGGUCGGACCCCAUCACUCUCCACCAAGGGAAGUCCCCAGGCUCCAUUGACACGUGGCCAGGGCGGCGAAGUGGCGGCAUGAUCGUUGUCACCUCCGUCCUCUCUUCGCUGGCCGGCCUGCUGCUCCUGGCCUUCCUGGCAGCCUCCACCGUGCGCUUCUCCAGCCUGUGGCGGCCGGAGGAGGGCCCCGAGCAGCUGCGGAUCGGCUCCUUCACGGGGAAGCGCUACACCACCCACCACAUCCCGCCCAGUGAGGCGGCCACACUGCCUGUGGGCUGCGAGCCUGCCCUGGACCCCCUGCCCAGCCUCAGCCCCUAGCCUGGCCGUUCGGCGGGGGCUGGGUGGUGGGGCAGGGAG
Messenger RNA from Carlito syrichta (Philippine tarsier), 858 nucleotides. It is a transcript of the gene UPK3B, whose product is annotated as uroplakin 3B. The coding region runs from base 1 to 819 and encodes 272 amino acids. The record is from RefSeq and is a predicted model, not a curated record. Lineage: Eukaryota; Metazoa; Chordata; Mammalia; Primates; Tarsiidae. The transcript is spliced from 7 exons.